GGCGGCGGUGGGAGCGCCCUUCCCCGGCGGCGGAUCCGGCCGGGGCCGCGCGGGGGCCGCAGCCCGCCCGGGCGCCGCGCCGUGCCGGGAGCGCCGGGGCGCGCCAUGGCGCUGCCCGAGCGCCUGAAGAAGGAGUGGUUCAUCCUCGGCAUCGUCCUGGUCAUCGCGGCGGCCAGGCUGCAGCCCGGCUUCGGCGUCAAAGGAGGACCCUUGAAACCAGAAAUUACCAUAACUUACAUUGCUGUUUCAGCUAUAUUCUUUAACAGUGGACUCUCCUUAAAAACUGAGCUUGCAGACAGUAGGCUGCAUGCCACCUCCUGUGUCUUCUGCAGUGAUAUUAACCAAAGCUGUUGGUGGAAAUGA
Messenger RNA from Cuculus canorus (common cuckoo), 363 nucleotides. Its product is annotated as sodium/bile acid cotransporter 7-like. Lineage: Eukaryota; Metazoa; Chordata; Aves; Cuculiformes; Cuculidae. Gene Ontology annotation, cellular component: plasma membrane. The record is from RefSeq and is a predicted model, not a curated record. The transcript is spliced from 3 exons. The coding region runs from base 106 to 363 and encodes 85 amino acids.